Molecule: messenger RNA, 1077 nt
Organism: Pygoscelis adeliae (Adelie penguin)
Lineage: Eukaryota; Metazoa; Chordata; Aves; Sphenisciformes; Spheniscidae
Gene: CCR4
Product: chemokine (C-C motif) receptor 4
Exons: 1
Coding region: 1-1077 (358 amino acids)
Biological process (GO): G protein-coupled receptor signaling pathway; immune response; inflammatory response
Cellular component (GO): membrane
Molecular function (GO): C-C chemokine receptor activity
Source: RefSeq, a predicted model, not a curated record
AUGAGUUCUUCAAGUACAGAGUCCCUUGAAGUUGAAAUCUCAACCUUUUAUGACUAUUACGAUAAUUAUAACGAUGCUCCAAAGCCAUGCAGUAAGGAAAGCGUCAAGAGGUUUGCAGCCUCCUUCCUACCUGUUCUGUAUACCCUAGUAUUCCUGGUCGGGCUCAUGGGAAACAUCCUAGUCAUUGUGGUCCUCUUCAAAUACAAGAGGCUGAAGAGCAUGACUGAUGUGUACCUACUAAACCUUGCUAUCUCAGAUUUGCUCUUUGUUUUAUCCUUGCCGUUCUGGUCUUAUUUCACAAUAGACCAAUGGGUUUUUGGAACUCCCUGGUGUAAAAUCAUUUCGUGGAUCUACCUGGUUGGGUUUUACAGUGGGAUAUUUUUUAUUAUGCUUAUGAGCAUAGACAGAUACCUGGCAAUUGUUUGUGCAGUGUUUUCCUUGAAAGCAAGGACUGCCUUCCAUGGCUUGAUUACUAGCCUUGUUGUAUGGCUAGUAGCUCUUUCAGCCUCAGUUCCAGAACUUGUAUUUAGAGAAUCUGUUAAUGAACAUAAUUAUACUACCUGCAAGCCGAGAUAUCCAGGCAAUUUCACAACAUGGAAACUUUUUUCCACUUUGGAAAUCAACAUUUUAGGGCUCCUAAUCCCUUUUAUAGUUAUGACAUUUUGCUAUUCUAUGAUCAUUAAAACAUUAGGUCACUGUAGAAAUGAGAAAAAGAAUAAGGCUGUGAGGAUGAUCUUUGCUGUCAUGAUCAUGUUUUUCUUCUUUUGGACCCCUUACAACAUUGUCAUUUUCUUACAACUGCUGGAAAUUACGGGAGUCAUUAGAGACUGUCAAGUGAGCAGGAAUCUGGACUAUGCUUUCCAGGUAACGGAAAUCCUCGGCCUUUUUCACUGUUGCCUCAAUCCAGUCAUCUACUUCUUCAUGGGGGAAAAAUUUAAGAAGUACCUAAAGAUGCUCUUUAAGAACUGGUGGUUACCUGGAGAUAUUUGCAAGUGGUGUGGAGUUCACAUCACUUACCACACCGAAUCUACCAAUUCAUUCCACACACAAUCUACGGGGGAUCAAGAUGCUCUGUAA